Ananas comosus (pineapple) is the source of this 1478-nucleotide messenger RNA. RefSeq lists its product as uncharacterized. NCBI's taxonomy places the organism in Eukaryota, Viridiplantae, Streptophyta, Magnoliopsida, Poales, Bromeliaceae. The transcript is spliced from 5 exons. Bases 100 to 1314 code for a protein of 404 amino acids. The record is from RefSeq and is a predicted model, not a curated record.
AGAGGAUACGAAAUCGCAUUUUCCCUUCUCUCUCUCUCUCUCUCUUUCUCCCUCUCUCUCUCUCUUCCUUCUCUCUUGACUCGACCUCAUCGUCCGUCCAUGGCGGAGAACCUCUUCGAGGGUUUACCUCCCCCUUCCGCCACCCCCUCCGCCGCCGUGGAGCGUUCUCCUCCUCCUCCUCCCUCUGCGAAGAGACCGUCCCCUCCGCCUCAGCUCCCACCCCCCGCGCUCAAGAGCGCCCUCAAGCGCGACAAACCCUCCGAAUCGCACGAGGAAGGUGCGAUCAGUAGAACUUUAUCUCGAAUUCUGCCCGAAAAGAAGAAGCUAAGAUUCAAAACAACUGUUGAUGCGACGGAAACUCAGAUUAUAGAAGCGAUGCAAAAGAUAGCAUCGCACAUAAGGAAUCCUUCGAAGUUCGGCAAGGCAUCAAAAUUGGCCUUGCAAUUGAUACAGGCUGGAAGUGUCAAACCAGGAACCAGUGAUCAUUUUUUUGCUAUACUAGAAGGUGCAAUGGCUUCACCAUCGGCCUGUAACGAACCGGCAUUGCGUGCGGAUUAUCACACCCUGUUUACAGCAGUUCAGGAUGUGGUAGAGUGUUUUAGUGCACAACAGAAGAACUUGUUGACAACAUGGACGUUGCAUGCGGUGGUGGCAAAUGACCUCUAUACUGAUGACAGCUUUGUGUAUUCAAAAGCAGCAGGAAAGAUCAAAGAAGCCAUAUCAAGCCUCCCUCCCGCUACUGUGGAUGAUGACAAUGAUGAAGCAUCAGCCCUUGCUCUAGAUGGAAAUAAAGCAAGUGAUGCAGAGAACAAGGACACUAGUACCACAGAAACCAGUCAUUCUUAUCCGAAAAAAGAAAUUCCCGAUCCUUUUGGCUUAGAUACUCUGCUUCCAAGUACAUCGAAGAAAGAGAAAAAGGCCAGAGAGAAGGAGGUAGCAGCUUUGAACAGGAAGGCAGACGAAGAAGAAUCGAAGAGGUUUAUUAAGUCUCAGAGAGAAGCUUUACUAAAAUGUGUGGAACUUGCUGCACGUCGUUAUAAAGUGCCAUGGGCUCAGACUGUGAUUGAUAUAUUGGUUAAGCAUGCUUUCGACAACAUUGAUCGGUUCACGUGCCGACAACGAGAUGCGAUCGAGAAGCUGUGGGCUUCCAUAAAGGAACAACACAUACGGAGGAAGCAAGGGAAGUCGGUAACUGGGAAACUCGACAUGAAUGCUUUCGAAUGGCUUCAGGAGAAAUAUUCCCACGAGAAGAUCAGCAUCCGGCACGCUGUCGGCGGUGGCGGCGAGCGGCGGGCCGAGCAGUGGCUAGGCUAAUCACCUUUUGUUGAUUCAUUUGAUCAAAGUUUACGCCAAACUGAAGUUCGGUGUAUUCAUGUAUUCUGCGAAACUGAAAUUACCAUCCUAUGUGCAUGUAGCUCUCUCACUUCUCAACUUCCCGUUGAUGGGAAAUUUCAGCUGAUGUUGGUGUUCAUGGUUUA